UGAUUGAUGGGGCUGGUUGGCCCGGAGAGCGAGGAGCAGGUGUGGCCUCGCUGCCUGCUUAUCUGCAUAAUGUAAUAGUACUUCACGAUCCAGAGACUCAGCUGGGAGUCGGGGCUAAAUAACUUUAAGGAACCUUCCCUGGAAUUUGUGAAAAACAGAAAGCAAGAACAGGAAUAGCUGGGUGUUCCAUCAUGCCUGUCCCACCGCCUCCUCCUCCUCCUCCUCCUCCUCCUCCUCCUCCUCCUCCUCCCGCUCCUCCUGCGUUUGGGGCACCUCCUCCACUUCAGGGAAAUAGUGAGCCACCAAAACUACAGCGAGAUGAACAGAAAGGCCGGAAUGCACUGUUAGCUGAUAUUCAGAAAGGGGGGCGUCUGAAAAAAGUGACACAAAUCAACGAUCGUAGUGCACCAGCGAUCGACACUAAAGGGGCAGCUCGAGGUGCAGGUAGCAGUGCAGCCCCCGUGGGGGGAGGAGCAGCUCCUGCAGCCCCCUUGGGAGGCCUGUUUGCUGGAGGCUUCCCUGUCCUGAGACCUGCAGGACAGAGAGACAGUCCCGUUUCCAGACCAGCCCAUUCGCCUGGUGGCAUCAGAAAGCAAGCUCAAAGAUUUCCUGUUCCAGGCUGCAAUAACACAAAGCCUGCUGCCACCGCCUCCACUGCACCCGAGACUCCCAGGCCAGCAAAGCCUUUGGAUCCACCUUGUGCUUCUCGAGGGACCCCCAUCAGACCCAGCAUGCAAGCACCUCCUCCCCCUUCCCCUCCCCCUCCCCCUCCCCAUACCAAAUCUGUCGCCUGUGUGCCUCCCACCCCCUCUGUUCCGCUCCCUCCACCACCUUUCCAGGAGAGACCUAGCAAGACACUGCCUCCUCCUUCUGGUCCUCCUCCUCCUCCUCCUCCCCCUCAAAGUAACAAACCCACCUGGCUACAGAAUCAAUCCUCAACUCCUCCCCCUCCUCCACCUGCUAUGCCCCCUUCUGGUCUCCCUGACAGAUCAUCUGGGAGUUUCUCCUUCCCUCCCCCUCCCCCUCCCCCUCCUGCUAUGCCCCCUUCUGGUCUCCCUGACAGAUCAUCUGGGAGUUUCUCCUUCCCUCCACCUCCCCCUCCCCCUCCCCAUUCCCAUUCCCAUGAUAGCCAAGUCAGGGAUAGUAAUAAUUCACCACUGCCACCUCCACCACCGCCUCCCCCCUUUUCAUCUCUUGGGCCUUCCUGCAACAGGUCCUCUCCCAUGCCCCCUAGUGGCAACUGGGGUAGUGUGCACACACCACCUCCCAUGCCUCCCAAGCUACCACCAACUCCCUCUCAAGCCUCAAAGUCAGGCAUGUCUCUCCCUCCUCCUCCCCCUUUCACACCUCCCGUGGCUGGAUUUCCUAGGCGGCCACCUGAUGUACCAAGAGCCAGAGGCGGUGGAAGACAAGCCCCUCCUCCAGCACCACCUGCUCGAUCUCCAAACACAGAGCUGUCCAGCCGGAGUCAGAGCCCCGCCACCCCCGACUGGCCCCUAUGCCACCCCCCUCCCCCUCCCCCUCCCCCUCCCCCUCCACUUCACCCUCAGAAAAAUGGGCAGAUGCACAACUUUGAUGACUUUGAAUCAAAGUUUAACUUUCAUUCAAUGGAUGACUUUCCACCACCAGAUGAAUACAAGCCAUUUCCCAAAGUAUAUCCAAGCAAAGAGGCAAGAGUUAACUCAAAGCCACCUCCAUUAAGAACACUGGUGAGAUGAACAGAUUCAGUAGUGUAAAUACUGGGUUACAAAUGCACCACAGCAACAAGGAGACAGUCCUCACCUUGAAAGAGCGAAGCAUGGCGUCUCAUCCGAAAUCAUCCGAAAAUGUGUACUUCUUGGUAUUUUUAUAAAGGCUGCAUUUCUAUUACAACCCAUGUUUGAAGGUUUCCCCAAUAAGCAGAACUACUUAUUCCUGUGUCAUACAGAUGCCUUGUAUAACACUGUAUGCACCUGAACAGAACAAGCAAAAGGUGUCAGAACUAAACCACCCAGUAUUAUUUUCUGUUCUCCCAAGAGCCUGCAAUGCAAGGUCAUUUCUUAAUCAAUGUAUCCACCUUGUUACUCUUGAUUGUAAAACAUAAUAGAAAUAUAUUAGGUGAGGCACACUGACACAAGCAACGCACAAAUGACGAAAUCAUGAAUUAAAGCAGACAAACAAACACACAUGCAAUAAAUAUUGCAUAGUUUUUAAAAAAUGGUUUAAAUGGUAUCACCUGAAUGGGGUGCAGAGUAUGAGAUUUCACUGUGUUUUCUUACGGUCUUUUCCUGUGUUUUGGUUUGGGACCCUUAGCUAUAUUAAACUAGUAUUCAUUUACCGUCUGUGAAUGAAUACGUAAAACGGGUCUCGGGUUUGUUUGUCAAAUCUAUUCUAGGUAGAAUAAUCAAGAACGUGGUAAAGGGUAAUUUAUGAAGUUAAAAUACAAUACAGUGAUAGAGACUAAUAUUAAUGUUUAAAAUAUAUUAAAACAGGAAGUAACAUACAACUAAUGUUAAAUAAUGUGCAGUUCUUCUACUGAAGGUAGGUCUCGACAGAAUACCAGUAUGUUGUGUUGAAAUGUAAAAACUCAGGUAAAAUGUACAUCUGUAAAAUAGAUAGCAUUGCUGGUGUUUUAAAAGUACUGUCUUGUGUUUCUCACCAGAAAAGCAGAAAUGUAUGUCCUCGCUCUCAGCCAUGAGUGACCUGCUGUACAGAGAACACAUCUAAAAUAAGAAAUAGAAACAAUACAGAAAUAGAAACUGGUGUAGGGGUGACUGUGGCAGAAUUCUGAGGCAGCACUCACAUGUACAGGAGCCUGACAUUAUUCACACGUACCUGUGAGUUGUUGGCCUGUCACAUUUGUGAGAGAAACUCCCUUUUCACACUGUAACUGAGGCACUGCCCUUCAUUGGAUUGCAUUUAAAAUUGCCCAGAUGCCUAAAAAUAAUAACCUCCUUUGGAGACCGGUUAAUUCACUUUUUCCUGUACAGUAUCCUUUCCUUACCCUCGUUUCUUAUCACUCACAUGGUCUGUUUUAGGUUGUACAGUCCUCUCCAACAGAAGCGAGCAAACCCCCUGCGGUUGUAAACAAAUUCCUGAAAAAGUCAACACUGAUGAGGGUGAAAAGCACCUAAAAUUACUCGUGUGCAGAAUAUUUUGAAUAUCACUUCCUCUUAAACAUUUUUUAAAUGUACCUUCACUUCUGUUUGGGAUUGUAUUUUAUAGACACAGCCCCCCUCGUGACUUAAUUAUCUAAUUGCAGCAAAAAUAUAUAGUGUUUAAAAAUUACUUUUCAGACUUUAUGUAAAGCACAUAUAUAUAUUUUUGCUACUGCUGAAAUGUUAAGCUACUGCCCUUGGGAAUUAUCGUGUAUUUUUUAUGUAAUGUAUAACUGCCCGAACCAGUUGUUAAGGGUAUUUCUGUGAUUACGGGAGAUUUGAGGUCCUUGUCAAAUUCCAAGUUGGCUCAAAACAACAACAAAAAAAACUUUCACUGUCAAUUAAGUUCUAAUCAAAUUACAAGUUAUAAAUAUGGUUUGGGAAUAAAUCUAUCAAGAAAUGUAGUAAUUUGCAGAUGAGACCAAAGAACACAAGUCAUUCUAAUGGAUUAGUGUUUACAUGGUUAUCCUUACUCAAGUAUACACCAAAACUGGCUUUUAAGUAGUAGGUCUUCUGUUUUUUGGUUUUUAUUAAUUUCAUUUUUCGGUGCUUAUUUUUUAGCAAUUUGAGUUCUAUGUAAAUCGUUUUUUUUUUUUUUCUUCGGGGCUUUUAUGUUUUGUAUACUAUAUGAAAUUAUUGUUUUUGGUUACUUUCCAACAUUCUUGGCUGUUCUUUCCUGUCACAAUAUGUACAGUAACUUGACACACUUGUGCCUUCUUUCCGUUGCUGUCUUCCACAAUGAAAUCCUUAUGGUCACAGGCAUAUUCUUCUGGGGUUUGUGUGUGUUUAGGAAUUUUUUUUAAAUUUCACCACAAUUUGCAAUUGUGUUUUAAAUUCCACGAGUGUGUAAAUCAACCGUAUCGAACUGUAAUGUAGCUUUAAGUCUCAGUAGUUGGGGUGGGUUAAAGUAUUAAAAACGAAUCAAUGCGAGAUACAAGUCAGGAAGGAGGGACACUGCCCAACUGCACUGGGGAAGUAUUUUUUGUAGGUUAUUUUUUAUUUAUUUUUUCAUGGGUAAAAUGGUCAAGUCAACAUGAAUUGAGUCACCACUUUGAGUUUUUCCGGUGUUUAUUGGAUAUACACCGAUUUUAUUUUUUUGUAUCAAGGGGUAUUUAUGGGUUUUUAUUGGUUAAAACCAAAAGUUAGAAGCCCUACUUCUAAAUAAGUCCCAUGACUAACAGUAGUUACAUUGUGUAGAUAAGAGAUGUUUUUAACAUAAUACACCAGAAAUUGAAAGUAAUUUGAACAUUGUAUUAAAUAAAAAUCUAAAAUGCAGAUGUCUGGUUUUUUAAAACAUAGAUUACUGGUCUGUAAAUGAACAUCUUAUUUUGGGUCUUGUUGGACAUACUAACAGUAAUAAUCUAAAUGGCAUUUUCAGUGUAUAUUUGUAUUACUUUGUAAAUAGAGGCUAUCUUCACUAUAACGAACCCUUCUUAUAACGAACACCCAUUUUUAACGAUCCCAACAGCAAGAACUGAUCUUUUUCAAUGCAAAUUAGCCCUAUUAGAAUGAUCACGGUCCUCAAUCAUGUGUAGCAGGUUCCUGGAGCGGGACGCCUCAUUUAUAAGGCUAGCGCUCGCCCUGUGUAGCACCUUUUAUUUGUAGUUUUUGUACUGUGUUUUACUUUGCCUUUUGUACAGUCUCCUGUAUGUGUCCUCUGUGUGUUACCAACGUUUGUUUAUUUUCUGUUUUAUGUUUACUAAAUCCUGCGCGCCUGUGCCGGCGUUUCAACUCCAACCCAUGUCUGUCUUGCAAUGCCGUUACCCUCAUGUGACACGAGUAUCUUGUCACAAUACAGUUUAAAUGUUGAUCAGUGUGAAGGAAUCUUCAUAAAAGUACUAUACAUUGAUGUUCAAUUCAAA
Messenger RNA from Acipenser ruthenus (sterlet), 4999 nucleotides. It is a transcript of the gene wipf3, whose product is annotated as WAS/WASL interacting protein family member 3. Lineage: Eukaryota; Metazoa; Chordata; Actinopteri; Acipenseriformes; Acipenseridae. The coding region runs from base 192 to 1718 and encodes 508 amino acids. Gene Ontology annotation, molecular function: actin binding. The transcript is spliced from 8 exons. The record is from RefSeq and is a predicted model, not a curated record.